GAAAGCGAGGCAGUGUAAACACAAGUCCGGAACAUGAAAAGAUCGGGUGACAGUGAGGGGGAGAAGAGAAGAAAGAGGCAGAAGCUACUGCGGGAGUUGGGAGACCAGAAGAUCCCCUUUCUGGGACCUGCAGAUCGGGGCUAUCAGCAACUGUGGGACUCCAGUUACUCCGGCCUGGUUCUGAGGAGAUCCUGCUCGCUGCCCGCCGAGCUCCAUGGUCGGGUGCAGGCGGCUCUGUUCACCCUGAGAAGGAAGGGCUGCCUCCUGAGGGAUUUGGUCCGCAUCCGCGAACGAGAUGUAUUCACCGCAGUCUCACGGACGCUGCUGGGCGAGCCGGGCCACACCUAUCGCUAUCUGGACACACGGCUCUUUGCCAUCCCCUGGCACAGCGAGGACACUGAGGUCAAAGGACAGAACUGUUGUGACCCCGAUUUGAGGGCUGCUUGCAAGGCAUUGUGUGAGCUCAACACCUUCUUCUGCUCCGAUGUGUCUGUGCAGAAGGAAGGAGACAGGCUUACACAAUGUGCGAAGGAGGAGGCAGAGGCCAAACAGGGUGAAGAAGGGGAUUCAGGGUCUAAACACAGUGAAGACUCCAAGAAUAGUGAAGGAGGGGACUCAGAGUCCCGACAAAGUGAGGAGGGGGACACAGAGUCCAAGCACAGCGAGGAGUGGGACAUUGAGUCCAAACACAGUGAAGAAGGAUGCUCCGGGUCCAAACAAGAAGGAGAAUGGGAGACGGAGUCCAAACACAGCAGUGAGGAGGGAGAGUCCUCCCAGGUCAAACCAAGUGAAUUGGUUUUUGCAGCCGGAUCGGAGCAGAGUGAAGGAAAAUUCCCGGGCUGGGUGCCUAAGACCAUCACUGGCCCAGUGACUAAACCUACGGGACCGGGGGCCCAGGAGAAACCUGCGGGAAACCUCAAGCACAGCUUAUCAGAUCACCACAUUAAGGACAGGGAGGAGCAGGCAAGCGGGCAGGGGUGUUCCCAGCCGAGUCCUCCACCGGCAUGCACCGGUCCGGCCAAGUUCAAUGUCACCUUACUCAACUACAUGGACCCAGCAGCCAUGAGCCAGCUCAAAGAGGAGCCUUACUAUGGCAUGGGGAAAAUGGCGGUCGGGUGGCACCACGAUGAGAACCUCAUCAAUCAUUCUCCGGUGGCUGUUUACAGCUAUAGCUGUCACGAUGACAAAGGUGAGAGCAGUGAGGGAGGCAGCAGCGAGAAGCCACGCUGGAGGAUCGGGCUCAAGGUAGCCUGGGACAUCCACACACCUGGCCUGACGCUGCCACUGGAGCCCGGAGACUGCUAUUACAUGAGAGAUGACCUGAACAGUACCCACCAGCACUGUGUCCUGGCUGGAGAGAAUGCACGCUUCAGCUCCACACACAGAGUGGCCGAGUGUUCCAGUGGGACCCUGACCUACAUCCAGUCACGGUGUCAAGAGGCCCUGUCCAACCUGCACACUGACCCAGAGACAGGCUCCCACAGCCUGCUGGCCCUGCUGCCGACAACGCUACAGCACUGUGAGGAGAUUCACAAUGAGGUGGAGUUUGAGUGGCUGCGGCAGCUGGUUUCAGGGCCGGCGUACUGGUUUCAGGGCCGGCGCUUCGCCCGCUUCUGCAGCUGGUGGACCGGACCGAUGGAGCAGCUGGAGAGGGACUGGAAGCUCAUGGAGACGAUGACUAUGCUCUUCCUGGAUACGGUGGAGGAGGAGGAGGGUCAGGGAGGAGAAGGAAGGAGGGAGAUGGCAGAAACCCUGCUGUCUGCCUUGACAGACAGACACCAGCAAAGACAGACAUGGAGAGACAGGUGCCACUCAAGUCUGGCGCAGACAUUACCCCCUGAGGAGGCCCCAGUGGACCGGCCCUUCUGGGGUGUGGAUGACCCCAACAUGCCGCUGCCCUUUGAUCUGGCUGACAUCAUCAACAGAGUGGAGUCACUGCUGUGGAGGAUGUGAAGGAUGGGUAGAGGAAGCGAGAAGAGAGACAAAGGAAAACCCACCAGCUUUUCUGAAUGCCCCCCAGAUGGGCCGAGAGGACAGACACCUCCGUUCUGAUCCCACCCAGAUUGAUUUUGUUUUGAUUGGUUCAUCUACACCCCCCCAUCCACCCCAUCCCCUACUCCACCGACUCCGGCAUCUCAGCCACCCCAGCUUUGCGUUGGCUAGAAGGAAACCCGAACCACCACAAUAGAACCAGAAUAGCGCUUCAGUAACACGCCAUGCUUAGCGACAAGCUACUAGUGUCACGACGGUCUGACGAAACAUAAGUGGGACCUGCGUUUCAGUGUUAGCAUACAUUGUGGAACUAUUUAUUAUUUCAGUGUAUUCUGUUACUUAAUCUCACGUAACCCAGACAUGCUUUUAUCAAUAGAUUAACUCAUUCUCAGUAUUCACAGUACAGUACAUACAUAUAUGCUUUCUACUUGUCACAAUAGUGUUAUAAUAAAGUAUAGAAUGGUAAAGCAAAAAAAAAUUACUCACUUUGCUCACAUAGUAUUUCAUUCUUCACUUGUGUAUAUUGUAACCCUGUUUUAUUGUGUUCAGAAAUGGAAUCAGCAUAAACUGACCAAAGAAAGAUUAUUAUAAGAAGGUUAUGUCAUGAAUGUCACCCAAUGGAGACCGUGACGAAUGUGUUGUUUAAUGUUAUAGGGUGUGAUUGUGUUUUUGUGCCAUGUGGAAGUGUGACAGCGUGUAUGUGUGUGUGUGUGUGUGUGUGUGUGUGUGUGUGUGUGUGUGUGUGUGUGUGUGUGUGUGUGUGUGUGUGUGUGUGUGUGUGUGUGUGUGUGUGUUUGUUUGUGUGCAUUUAGCCAUGUGAAUAUACAUGUAUUCAGUGGUUGGCCUGUGUGUUUGUGCACGCUUACUCUCCCACAUGUCUACAUGAAGGCGCGUGUGUAUGACUGUGAUAGAGUGUGUGUGUGUGUGUGUGUGUGUGUGUGUGUGUGUGUGUGUGUGUGUGUGUGUGUGUGUGUGUGUGUGUGUGUGUGUGUGUGUGUGUGUGUGUGUGUGUGUGUGUGUGAGUGAGCCUGUAGGCAGCCUGCCAGUUGUUUGUUCUUAAAGAUAUGCAUAUGGAGAAACAGAGGCUAGCAGCGGAGCCCCUGCGCCGCCGCUCUGAUGAAAGCACCACUGAUAGAAUGACCCGGAACACAACCGCCGUUUCUCAUAAUUACAGCUGUUCAAUCGCUUUUAAUUACUCUUAAAGUGUGUAGAGCACCACAUUCCCCUGUAAUGCUGCAGGCCAUCCGAGGGAGCGAAAGAAAGAUCCGGCGCUUCUGACAAAAAAAAUCCACUUUCAAAACAGCUAAAAAAGGGUGGAAAAGGGGGCCGACGUCAAAGCAGUGUAGCAGCCCUGCUCGUUUGAUUCCUUUACUCUAUCUAGUUCAUGAUGAAGUAGAGACGCUGUUUACUAUUAAAAUUGCAGAAUGCACUCCUUUUUUUACUUCUGAAGUUUCCAAGAUGUUAAUGGUUGCCAAACGCUGUUCUUCUUGCUUCUUCUUUUGCUGCGCCUAUCUUGUUUGUUGUUGUCAGAGAUUUGUUUGUAGAUCGGCAGUAGCGUUGACUUGUUUGAAUCACUCUGUGCUCCCUGUGCCACAGCUUGUCUGUCUGAAGCAAUAGGAAUGGCAGUAAAUAAAUAAAAAAAGUGUUUUAUC
Molecule: messenger RNA, 3644 nt
Organism: Anoplopoma fimbria (sablefish)
Lineage: Eukaryota; Metazoa; Chordata; Actinopteri; Perciformes; Anoplopomatidae
Gene: fto
Product: FTO alpha-ketoglutarate dependent dioxygenase
Biological process (GO): DNA alkylation repair; RNA repair; regulation of multicellular organism growth
Molecular function (GO): ferrous iron binding; broad specificity oxidative DNA demethylase activity; mRNA N6-methyladenosine dioxygenase activity
Source: RefSeq, a predicted model, not a curated record